AAGGGAGAGAGGGAGCAGGAGAGCCUGGCAGAGGGAAGGUGCCAGGGAUAAGGUGCAGGCUUACUGAGCGGCACAGGUGGAAACUUGCUCAGGAACAGGUGCCUGGGAGAUGUCUGCUGCGGGGAAGGAAUCUGAAGAGGAAUGAAGUAAAAACGACCAGAGGACACUCUGAGUUAUCCAAGAGAAAUUCAAAGGAAACCAGGAUGUCGAAGGAGGUGAAGAACGAGAAGGAGCCCCUUAUUGAGUUCUUUUCCUCAUACCGGGAACUCUUUGAGUUCUUCUGCAGUAACACCACCAUCCAUGGGGCAAUACGGCUGGUCUGUUCCCGGAGCAACCGCAUGAAAACAGCCUUCUGGCUUGUCCUCUUCUUGGCUACAUUUGGCCUCAUGUACUGGCAGUUUGGCCUCCUCUUUGGGCAGUAUUUCAGUUACCCAGUCAGCAUCAACCUCAACGUCAACUCGGAUAAACUUCCCUUCCCGGCUGUGACUGUGUGCACCUUAAACCCAUACAGGUACAAAGCGAUUCAGAAUGAUCUGCAGGAACUGGACAAGGAGACCCAGAGAACCUUAUAUGAGCUCUAUAAAUAUAAUUCAACCGGGGUGCAAGGAUGGAUUCCUACCAACCAGAGGGUGAGGAGGGACAGACCGGGGCUCCCGCACCUGCUUGAGUUGGUGCCACCGGGAUCCAAGACCCACAGAGUGUCCCGCAGUGUCAUAGAGGAGGAAUUACAAGUCAAACGCAGGGAGUGGAAUAUCGGCUUUAAACUGUGCAACGAGACUGGGGGUGACUGUUUCUACCAAACCUACACCUCGGGUGUGGACGCCAUACGGGAAUGGUAUCGCUUUCAUUAUAUCAAUAUCCUCGCUCGAGUGCCCGAGGAAGCCGCUAUUGAUGGGGAGCAACUGGAGAACUUCAUCUUUGCCUGCAGAUUUAAUGAGGAAUCCUGUACCAAAGCGAAUUACUCGCACUUUCACCAUGCCAUCUAUGGGAAUUGCUACACCUUCAACCAAAACCGGAGUGGCCAGUCCAACCUGUGGAGUUCCUCCAUGCCCGGGAUCAAAAAUGGUCUGACCCUUAUCCUUCGGACGGAGCAGCACGAUUACAUCCCUUUACUUUCCUCGGUCGCCGGAGCGAGAGUUCUUGUCCAUGGACACAAGGAACCGGCCUUCAUGGAUGACAGUGGCUUUAAUAUCCCUCCUGGGAUGGAGACCUCCAUUGGAAUGAAAAAGGAAACAGUCAAUCGCAUGGGGGGUAAAUACAGUGACUGCUCUGAAGAUGGAAGUGAUGUCGACGUGAAGAAUUUAUUCGAAAGCGAGUACACCGAGCAGGUCUGUGUCCGUUCCUGUUUCCAGGCCGCCAUGGUGGAGCGCUGUGGCUGUGGCUAUGCCUUCUAUCCGCUUUCCCCCGGGGAUGAAUUUUGUGAUUACAAUAAGCAUAAAAGCUGGGGCCACUGCUACUAUAAACUGAUUAUCGAAUUCACCUCAAACAAACUGGGCUGUUUCAGCAAAUGCCGCAAACCCUGCCUGGUGUCAGAGUAUCAGCUGACUGCAGGCUAUUCCAAAUGGCCCAAUCGGGUGAGCCAGGACUGGGUGUUUCACACGUUGUCACGGCAAUACAACCUGACGGACAGAAAUGGAAUCGCUAAACUGAACAUUUACUUUGAGGAGCUGAAUUAUAAAACCAUCCAGGAAUCUCCGACAAUAAAUAUGGUGAUGCUUCUCUCCUUGCUGGGCAGCCAGUGGAGCCUCUGGUUCGGUUCCUCCGUUCUUUCGGUGGUGGAGAUGCUAGAGCUGGUCAUCGAUCUUGUCAUAAUUGUAUUAAUAAUGCUGUUCCAUCGUUAUUACUACAAGCAAGCUGAUGAAGGCGAAGCAACCUCUGCGGUUCCCACCCCUGCCCCAUCCUUUGCUGAUCUAGAACAACAAGUCCCUCAUGUUCCUCGCAGUGAUCUCCCCCAGCGCCAGAUAAGUGUGGUUGCGGAUAUCACUCCUCCGCCGGCAUAUGAAAGCCUGGACCUGAGAUCUGUUGGGGCGUUAUCCUCUCGCUCGUCCAGCCUGAGAAGCAGCAGCAGGUCCUACUAUGAGGAGAAUGGGAGUAGAAGAAUCUGAGAGGGAUGGAGGACAAAAGAGAAUAACUUGGGUUGGGAAUCAAAUCAGGAGAAAUUCCCAGUACUUUGCCUGUUUAUGGAGCUAUUAAUCUCAACCUCCAUAUGUUCUUAUAGCGGGUAUUUACCUUACUAUUAACAUUAAAGCACGCUGUAAAGCAGGGCCUGGGCCGGGAACACCUACUUAUAUUGUAUAUCAGUCCACUAUAUAGAAAUAAACUUGCACUACUGCUGUAGACAAUGA
Xenopus tropicalis (tropical clawed frog) is the source of this 2345-nucleotide messenger RNA. RefSeq names its product sodium channel, non voltage gated 1 alpha subunit (gene scnn1a). NCBI's taxonomy places the organism in Eukaryota, Metazoa, Chordata, Amphibia, Anura, Pipidae. The record is from RefSeq and is marked validated. Gene Ontology annotation, cellular component: motile cilium; membrane; plasma membrane. Gene Ontology annotation, molecular function: ligand-gated sodium channel activity; sodium channel activity. Gene Ontology annotation, biological process: sodium ion transport; sodium ion transmembrane transport.